This is a messenger RNA of Annulohypoxylon maeteangense, 972 nucleotides long. RefSeq names its product fructosamine kinase. Bases 1 to 972 code for a protein of 323 amino acids. The record is from RefSeq and is a predicted model, not a curated record. The transcript is spliced from 3 exons. Lineage: Eukaryota; Fungi; Ascomycota; Sordariomycetes; Xylariales; Hypoxylaceae.
AUGGCGGCAAAAGUCGAUCCAGCCAUCCUCGAAGCCCUAGGCCUAGACCCCAAAGCCACCAAGAUAGCAUCACACGGGGGCUCAGGGUUCGCCUCAACCUUCAAACUAAGCUCAACAGUAAACGGGAAAGAGAAGAACUACUUCGUCAAAACUGGAACAGGAGCAGACUCCGAGCUGAUGUUCAAAGGAGAACACGCCUCCCUAAACGCAAUCCACACCAUCGUCCCCAACCUCUGCCCGCAAUCCCACGCCAACGGGCGCUGCCAAUCCCUCCCAAACCAAUUCUUUCUCGCCACCGACUUCCUCGAGCUAAACUCCUCUCAGCCCGGCGGGUCCGGCCUCUCCCUCGCGCAAAAGCUAGCAAAACUACACACGACACCGGCCCCUGUCCCGGAAGGAUUCGAGCGUCCGAUGUUCGGGUUCCCCGUAACGACGUGCUGCGGGUCGUCGCCGCAGGACAACAGCUGGAGGAGCGACUGGGCGGACUUCUACGCGAAUAAUCGGCUGCGAGCUAUUCUCAAGCAGGGGAUUCGUGCGAACGGCGCGGAUGCGGAGUUAGCUAGUGCGGUGGAGAGGACGGCGGGGGUUGUUGUGCCGCGGCUGAUUGGGGAGGGGAGGGUUCAGGGCGUGGUUCCGGUUGUCGUGCAUGGCGAUUUGUGGAGUGGGAAUCAUGGGCGCGGUAGGAUUGCCGGGGAGGGAGGCGUGGAAGAGGUUGUUUUCGAUCCGUCGGCUGUGUUUGGACAUUCGGAGUAUGAGUUGGGGAUUAUGCGCAUGUUUGGGGGUUUUGGAGGGGGCUUUUGGAAGGAGUAUGAGAGCUUGGUGCCGAAGGCGGAGCCGGUUGGGGAGUGGGAGGAUCGGGUUGCGCUUUAUGAGCUAUAUCAUCAUUUGAAUCAUUGGGCGUUGUUUGGUGGUGGGUAUAGGAGCGGAGCGAUGUCGAUUAUGAGGAAACUUAACGCGAAGUAUGGGAAGUAA